Hippopotamus amphibius kiboko is the source of this 4792-nucleotide messenger RNA. It is a transcript of the gene SYK, whose product is annotated as spleen associated tyrosine kinase. Lineage: Eukaryota; Metazoa; Chordata; Mammalia; Artiodactyla; Hippopotamidae. The record is from RefSeq and is a predicted model, not a curated record. Gene Ontology annotation, molecular function: ATP binding; non-membrane spanning protein tyrosine kinase activity; signaling receptor binding. Gene Ontology annotation, biological process: B cell receptor signaling pathway; positive regulation of mast cell degranulation; positive regulation of cell adhesion mediated by integrin. Gene Ontology annotation, cellular component: extrinsic component of cytoplasmic side of plasma membrane; cytoplasm. The transcript has 15 exons. Bases 366 to 2252 code for a protein of 628 amino acids.
GCCGCGCACUGGGCGACUGAGGCGACUCCGGCAGCGGGAACAGCGAGGAGGAGCUGGCGGCCGGGUGCUGCGCCCACAGCUGCCCCCACGAUCACGCCCGUCCGGUGGCAGGAGUCCCGCGCCCCGCCCUAGCCUCACCUGGCACAGCCCCACGUGGAGAGGGAAACAUUGGAUUACGGCAGAGGUUCUCGAACAGGAGAGUGCUUGAAAAUUGCCAGAAAAUUGUUUAACAUCCUGACUUGCCAGCUCUGCGCCGCUGUACCUGCGGGCCUGAGCUGGGUUGGGACCCGCCUUUCCAGCGCUGAGCCUGAAGUGCAUGGCGUGAAGUGCCUGGUGUGGUGGACACCUGAGGGGAAGUCGCAGGCAUGGGCGAAAAUGCCAACAACCUGCCCUUCUUCUUCGGCAACAUCACCCGGGAGGAGGCGGAAGAUUACCUGGUCCAGGGGGGCAUGAGCGAUGGGCUCUACCUGCUGCGCCAGAGCCGCAACUACCUGGGCGGCUUCGCCCUGUCGGUGGCGCACGACAGGAAGGCGCAUCACUACACCAUCGAGCGGGAGCUGAACGGCACCUACGCCAUCUCGGGCGGCAGGGCCCACGGCAGCCCUGCCGAGCUCUGCCUCUACCACUCCCAGGAGCUGGAUGGCCUCGUCUGCCUCCUUAAGAAGCCCUUCAACCGGCCGCCGGGGGUGCAGCCCAAGACUGGCCCCUUUGAGGACCUGAAAGAGAACCUCAUCCGGGAAUACGUGAAACAGACAUGGAACCUACAGGGUCAAGCUCUUGAGCAGGCCAUUAUCAGCCAGAAACCUCAGCUGGAGAAGCUGAUUGCCACCACAGCCCAUGAAAAAAUGCCCUGGUUCCAUGGAAAAAUCUCUCGAGAUGAAUCUGAGCAGAUUGUCCUGAUAGGAUCAAAGACAAAUGGAAAGUUUUUGAUCAGGUCCAGGGACAACGGGUCUUACGCCCUGUGCCUGCUGCACGACGGGAAGGUGCUGCACUACCGCAUCGAUAAGGACAAAACGGGGAAGCUCUCCAUCCCCGGUGGGAAGAAUUUCGACACACUCUGGCAGCUCGUCGAGCAUUAUUCUUAUAAGUCAGAUGGUUUGUUAAGAGUUCUUACAGUUCCAUGUCAAAAAAUUGGUGGGCAAGCUGGAAAUAUUAAUUUCCGUCCACAACUUCCAAGUUCCCAUCCUGCGACUUGGUCAGCGGGUGGAAUAAUCUCAAGAAUCAAAUCAUACUCCUUCCCAAAGCCUGGCCACAGAAAGAGCUCCUCAUCGCAAGGGAACCGGCCAGAGAGUUCGGUGACGUUCAACCCUUACGAGCCAGACCGAGGACCCUGGCCCAAUGAAAGAGAAGCCCAGAGAGAAGCCCUGCCCAUGGACACCGAGGUCUACGAAAGCCCCUAUGCAGAUCCCGAGGAGAUCAGGCCCAAAGAGGUCUAUCUGGACCGGAAGCUGCUGACCUUGGAGGAAAAGGAGCUGGGCUCUGGGAACUUUGGGACCGUGAAGAAGGGCUACUACCAGAUGAAAAAGGUCGUGAAGACAGUGGCUGUGAAAAUCCUGAAGAACGAGGCCAAUGACCCAGCUCUUAAAAACGAGCUGUUAGCAGAAGCAAAUGUCAUGCAGCAGCUUGACAACCCUUACAUUGUGCGCAUGAUUGGGAUAUGCGAAGCUGAAUCCUGGAUGCUGGUUAUGGAGAUGGCGGAGCUUGGUCCACUCAACAAAUAUUUACAGCAGAACAGGCAUGUCAAGGAUAAGAACAUCAUAGAGCUGGUCCAUCAGGUGUCUAUGGGAAUGAAAUAUUUGGAAGAGUGCAAUUUUGUGCACAGAGAUCUGGCUGCAAGGAAUGUAUUGCUGGUUACUCAACAUUAUGCCAAGAUCAGUGAUUUUGGACUUUCCAAAGCACUUAGUGCUGAUGAAAACUACUACAAGGCCCAGACCCACGGCAAGUGGCCCGUGAAGUGGUACGCUCCAGAAUGCAUCAACUACUACAAGUUCUCCAGCAAGAGUGACGUCUGGAGCUUCGGCGUGUUAAUGUGGGAAGCGUUUUCCUACGGGCAGAAGCCAUACCGGGGAAUGAAAGGCAGCGAAGUUUCUGCUAUGCUGGAGAAAGGAGAGAGGAUGGGGUGCCCCGCGGGGUGUCCGAGAGAGAUGUACGAGCUGAUGACCCUAUGCUGGACUUAUGACGUGGAGAACAGGCCCGGCUUCGUAGCGGUGGAACUGCGGCUGCGCAAUUACUACUACGACGUGGUUAACUAGCGGCUCCCUCGGCCGUCUGUGGCUGCCUUUGAGCAGAUGCGCAGUCGCGGGAAGACUGCUUCAGGACGUUGAUUUUGCGUCUGCAUCUCCCUCCGCCCGGGAGAGCCAGCUUGGGGGGGCGUGCCCGUGACUGUUGUUCCCCAAAGCCUGUGCUAGAACACGCCCUCCACAAAGCAAACCCGUUCCAGGGGAGCGGUGGGAAGACAGACAGACACCAGGAUCAAAGGGCCGGUGGAUUCCUGUAUGUUUCUUGUCCGAGUGGCAGGUUGUUUGCAGGAUUUGUUUCCAGAUUCCUUUCUGUCUUUCCAGUUCUCGGGCUCCUGAGCUGCAUUUGAACACCCAGCAUCCCCACGAGGUGCUGCGUCCGCUGGCCCAUCUUGGCCGCGAGUUCAGUGGCGGGAGGGUGCCCUUGGCUUGAGAUGCCUGCCGUGGAGGGAAGGAAGGGAGAGAAGGUGUUUGACUGCCUCCAGAACGUGGCUUCUACAGGUCCCAAGACUGAGCCCUGCCACUGAAACACGUUCCCCAAUAAAAAGUGCUUUGAAGCUUACAAAAAAAAAAAAAAAAUGAGGCUAGACCAGUGCAGUCUCUAAGCCUGUAGCCCAAGUAAGGGAAAAUAAAAAGUCUGGAUACUGCUUUUGCUAUAUGUGUUCUGAGGCAGAAGACUCACAUCUAUGUGAAAAAUGGGGCCUGUUGGAAUGAAUCGGCUGGGCUGACUUCCCCCCCAAAAGCCUCUCUGAAGACAGUACUCGACUGGAGGCUAAUUAAGUUCCUUGUGGAGACCCAGCAGGGAAGAGGAUGUCUGUCACCUCAGGUCUGACGGAGGACAAACAGCAAGGCACUUUGGACUGUCAUCUGCUUAGUGUGGUCCAAGUUUCCUCUCCCCUGGAGACGGGCUGCGGCCAGAAUUCCGACUUUUUCUGUAUUCGUAGUGAGGAACAACCUGGUGGCCAAGGCCAUCUAAAGAGGAGUUUCUAAGGCGAGUAAAAGCCACAGAUCCUGACCCUCAUUGAGUGUGACUUUGGGUUGAAGAUGCAAGACCCAAGAAAUUUUACUAGUCUCUAAAUCUUAGUUAAUCCUUGACUAAUGUUUGAUCUUAUACAGGUCCUCAGCCCAUUGAUAUCAGAUUUACUGUAGCCCUUGAAGUUUGAAGAUAAUUAGCCAUCCUUCGUAGGUCAGUCGAGACACAAACUCAGACCAUCUUGUCUUCAAGAGUACCUAGGACAUUUUAAAGUGUGCAGCCAGCCUAUGGCUAGCGGAAGAAGCCCCACUCCUAACAGGGGAGCCAGGCAUCGAGAAAGGCAGCAGUCGGAACCCCAGCUUAGCUAGCAGAAGACAUGCGUCCACUGGUAGACCUUGUGUUAAGAAACUUUUAGAAGCCACUCAUGCUUUUCGGAAUCUUGCCACGUGGUGGUUUAAUCAUCGUGUUAAAGAGAGGAUCCCUGUGUGCUGAGCAGUUACUCAAAACAAUGGCAAUGCACAUUUCGAGUCCCUGAGAUUAUAAAGAUGAGUGGCACAGUCUCUGUGGUCAGGCUGUUUGUAGAAUCAUCAGAGAAAGGGCUGGAUAAAGCAGUGAUGGCAUCUGAGAAAGAGGCCUUCCAUACACUGCUGAACUCCUGGGGUCCUUCUUCUGCUCCCAAAGUGUGUCUGUAGCAGGUCACACACUUACAGGAAUAGGGGACGUGCAUGUCCUAAGUGUGUAGAGCUCUUUCCUUCUUUCCGGCGGGAUUUUCCACACUGUCUAGCAGCUUAACACCCCUCCCAGGAGUCUGGGGAUGAACAUCUAGAAUGUGAGUGGGUAAGAGACGCCCAGCCCAGGAGGCAGCCAGCGCUCCCCUCCGCUCUGUGCUCCGCUUCUCCCCCUGGUGGAGAGAGGCCCGUGUGUAGAAUUCCCACUGUGGCCGCAAGCCCAAGUCUUGUCUAGUGAGAACUGUGUCCUGCGUGAGAGAUAACUCUCCUUUUCCCUGGGGUCACAGAGGAAGGCACGUAGGAAAAGGCACCUCUGUGAAAGAAAGAUUUAUGAUGUAAAUGAAGGAAAUUAAGAAGGUUAGGGAUUCUGCAGGGCUGGGCUUUCACAUGCAUGGGUCUAACCAGUCUUUACCUAGGUCUGGGCUCACUCCGUGUGCCUUCACCUUUUGGUCCGUUUUUAGCAGGAACAGAAGGACAGCACGUCAGAUGCACGGCCCUGGCCAGCACCAAUUGUCUGCUGAUGACACCUUGUCACCUCCGUGGAACCAAAGGUUUUUGUAACAGACACAUAAUUCAUUCUGUGGUUGAAAUAAUUACACGUACUUUUCAUUUGAGGCUGUCCUUUCCCCGCCCUUGCUGAUACCAGCCUUGCCUUUGUCCGUUGCGUGGUGACUUCACGUUUACCCCAGCCCGAUGCCUACAACCCCACCUAGAUUUUUACAUGGGGGCGGUGACCGCCUCCCAAAGAGCACACUCGACCAGUUAAUCUGGGCAUCAUAUUCUCCAUUUGUUUCAGAAGAGCAAUCUUUUGUCACUGGUCUUUUUUUCAACUGUGACUUUUAAUAAAAAUUUUA